Messenger RNA from Geosmithia morbida, 369 nucleotides. RefSeq lists its product as uncharacterized. The coding region runs from base 1 to 369 and encodes 122 amino acids. The transcript has a single exon. Lineage: Eukaryota; Fungi; Ascomycota; Sordariomycetes; Hypocreales; Bionectriaceae. The record is from RefSeq and is a predicted model, not a curated record.
AUGGAGUACUCCCAGCCUCAUGGCGGUGAAGCCGGCGCUGCCGCAGCCGCCGCAGCUGCAGCUGCAGCAACAAUGGACAUGGAUAACAACGGUAGCAACAACGGCAACAACAGCAAUAACAAUAACGAUCAUGUUGUAGGUACAGGUGGAGAUGUGGCAGGGGCAGGUGGAGAUGUAUCGCUCGAUGCGAUGGCUGCUAUGCAUGGCGAUGCGACGGCCAUGGGGCUGGACAUGUCCUCGCUCGACGGACUACACGGCGACGGCGGGGAUGUAGGCGGGGAUGCAGACCUGUUUGGCGGACUUGAUACCCAUUUGGAUGCGGCUGCGUUGGACGGGAUAGAUUGGGGAGACGGGAUGGACCUGGUAUAG